AGAUAGUGAAAUUCGCAACCUUCCAACUCGAGAUAUAAUAACUCUGAAGAAAACAACAACAUGAUGAAGUUAUCUUGUAUGUAUAGUUGUCAUUGCCAACAAAUUAAGAAAUUUCAUCAUAAUGGCCUUGCCUGAUAGACACACAAUUGCAAUUAUGUAGCAUUUCCUUGAAUAUAUAGCUGACAUCGCCAUUUGUACAGAUUUAUAUCAAUAGUUGCAUCCUUGAUACUAUACAACGAAAAUGGAUAAGAUUGGAAGUUUGUCACGUAGCGAUCAGACUGAAUUCAAGAAGCGUGACUUUCAAGAGAAAUAUUAUUCAUACAUUUUGAAGCGUAUUGAAGACGGUGAAAGAGCGGACAACAGUUUGAUUGCGCUGAGAAAAUUGAGACAGGGAUUGAUAGCGACAAACAGGUCUGAUAAAUUUGCAGUCAAAGUUUAUAAGACGUCAUUUGAUAUUGCGCUACGGUGCAAGAACAAUGAUGAGAUUAGACUGGCACUAACUAGACUGUCCGAGAUAGACAAUAACCACGUCUGGCAUCAAUUGUUUGAGAUAAACCAACUUAGCAACCGCGUGAAUUCUGUUAUUCACUCAACGGAUCGUCUGGUACAGAAGCUACGACGUUGUAUACUAGACUGCAACUACCACAGUUAUUUUGAAUUAAUCGACAGUCUAUCUGGAUAUCAAAAGAGUAUGAUGCUCCUCCUAGUCGACAAAUUCCGGCAUCUGGCUUAUUCCAUCAUUGCGAAGGCCUAUCUGAAGCUGCCUAUUGGGAUAUUAAUGCAUAGACUACGUCUAGAGAGUGAAUCCACCUGUAUGGAGUUUUUGCAGCAGCAAAAUUGGCUGUUUGACGCCAGUAACUUCUCGUCUUCCACCACAUUGAACUUCAAAACAAGGACGGUAACAUGAACAAUCUACAGAUACGUCCAUUGAAAUUCUUAGGAUUUUUGUCAGUCUCUUAUUAUUUUGUACAC
This is a messenger RNA of Wallemia mellicola CBS 633.66, 972 nucleotides long. RefSeq lists its product as hypothetical. The record is from RefSeq and is a predicted model, not a curated record. The transcript is spliced from 3 exons. The coding region runs from base 242 to 907 and encodes 221 amino acids. NCBI's taxonomy places the organism in Eukaryota, Fungi, Basidiomycota, Wallemiomycetes, Wallemiales, Wallemiaceae.